Molecule: messenger RNA, 2856 nt
Organism: Hemibagrus wyckioides
Lineage: Eukaryota; Metazoa; Chordata; Actinopteri; Siluriformes; Bagridae
Product: programmed cell death 1 ligand 1
Exons: 9
Coding region: 233-1264 (343 amino acids)
Biological process (GO): cell surface receptor signaling pathway; immune response; T cell costimulation
Cellular component (GO): external side of plasma membrane
Source: RefSeq, a predicted model, not a curated record
CUCUAUUUCUUUCUGUGUGUGUGUGUGUGUGUGUGUGUGUACGCGCGCGCUUGCACACCCCAUUCGCUUGUAGGAGGAGUUUGACUGUAAACUCUAGAGCGGUUUCCCCUUUGCUGUUCAUUUUUUGUCUCUGCGUUCCUGCCGACGCUAUGCCUCAGAAAAGCAGCUCUGCAAACCUCAUAAUCACACUGACAGACGAGGAUUCAUGAUAACCAGCGAUUAAACGGUAGCAAUGAGGGGUGAAAUAUUCACACUGCUGCUUGCCAUGUGGCCAUGUCUCCAGGCCCUCUUCGUCGUGGAGUCGGAGCAAGCUUCCUACGAUGGAGAAGUCCACGAUAAGGUCAUGAUGGGAUGUCGGUUUUCACGCAUUCCCAGCGUCUCACGCUUAUCCGUCAUUUGGAAGCGUAUCAGCCCUUCACCGACUCUGGAAGUCUAUCACCUAGAUAUGGGCCAUGAGAAACGCAACUUCACCAACCCGCACUUUCAGUCACGGGUGCGCCUCCUGAGGGAGGAACUGGAGAACUUUCGGGCCGUAAUCGAGCUCUCCCAUCUUCGUCUGAGCGACUCGGGAACCUAUCGGUGCAUCGUGAUCCAGGACGAGGCUGACUACAAGCAGACCCAACUCAACGUCCGAGCGUCAUAUAAACCGAUUAAGAAGACCAUCAGGGUGCUAAGUGAAAAGGAAGUGGAGCUUUCCUGCGAGUCACAAGGCUUCCCGUUGGCCCAUGUGACUUGGACCGACAGCAAGUUCAACGAGGCACAUCUGACCAACCGCUCGGAAAACAGCCACACGCAAAACAGUGACGGCAUCUUCAUCGUCACCAGCCGAUUAAAGGUCACCAAGAACGCCGAAAAUUACACCUGUUCCUACGUGAGCGACGACGGCAAAACGAGCCAGACAGCUACGUUCGUUAUCCCAGAUGAACUUGGAGAGACGAAUAAAUGGACCAAAGGAUACGCAGCGAUUUCGGUGAUAGUGGUGCUGUGCCUGGGUUUAGUCUUUCUCUUGCUGUUUCUGCACAGGAGAAAGAAAGCGCAAACACAUCUGGAUAUCUCCUCGAUUAAAUGUGAAUCACCUGAACAAAACCUGAGAGUGACCUCAACUGACCAUUUACUUCCAAAUUCGGAUUCCAGAGUCGAUACCCUUACGUUUACCUCAGAAUCGUGGAAUGGAAAAACAGAAAAUCUGCAGGAUGUGCAGAAGCAAAGUUUCACACUCCCACCUACACUUCUCUCUGAAGGAAACCAGCAUAACGACAUCUAGGACGUUCUUCCAGGCCAGAGGGUAAACCUUCUUGCUUCUAGACGGGAAAUUAGGAACCGGCAAAUCCCAGAACUUGGCUUCUUCAUGGCUGACUUUAUUUAAGAUCUUUUAAACAUCUGAGAUGCUCCAGCUUGUGAUUUUCAUAGACUGUAACGAAGAUGAAUUGGAUUAUGUCGAAACGGUGCAACAAACAAUCUCAAAGACAUUCUUCUGGAGAUCAAGGACAGUCUCGUCGUCCUGGACGGAUAUAAAGAAUAGAAAGAGCCAGAGAACGGGUCACUCCCUGAGAGAGCGAUGGACGUAUAGGGUGCAGGAUGUUGAUCACAGAAGAUCCUGGAAAGCACGCCAUUCUGGGACAGGAAGUUAAUCAGACUUUACACACUGUUUCUCCAAGCAGUGACUCAAUGGAUUCAAGGAACUGAAGUCUUUGUUAAGUUAAAGUUUUUUCAUUUCAUUUCAGAAGCUGCAUUGUUUCUUCUGUACUGGUUAGUGUUCAUGUGCUAAACUUUGUACUUAGCGCCACUAGCUAAUCAAGUUAGCAAAGCAAACAAACUGUACUAGCUACACACACAUACACACUGGAUAUCGAUGACAAUCUCCGCUACAUCUUCCAUUAUCCAGAUAAUAAAUGAGAACUGAUAGCAAGUAGAAACCAAAGAAAUGCUGGAUCACGAGUGUCAUCGGACGUCGAUCGUUGGACUUGUAGCUUUGUGACAUCAUAACAAACCUGCAUAAAAGUGAACAUUUCUCAGUUUGACGAUGACGUUGGGAUUCUUCCUCCAGGUUGCACACGUCUAUACAAAAUGAACAUACUGUAGGGUUACCUCAGGUCGGCAGGACAGUACCUUCAGUACCACCCCAGCAAACUGGUAGCUGAUAAUAAAAAGUCUAUUUAUUUUUUUAGUCUAAUCUUUUUUCAACCAUUAUGACCAUUUUUUGUAAUAUUUUGUACAAUAUUUUUGUAAUAUACAUUUUUCUUUUUCCGAAAAACAUGUUUCAAUGGCAAACUUUUAAUGCCAUUUUUUUCUUUAACCAAAAGUCAGACUCAUUUUUUUUUAACUUUCUUUUAACAAUUUUAACAUUCCAAUAUCACGAUGAUGUGAUUUUUAUGUAUCAACUGUGCAUAAACACUCACAAAAAAUAAUAUUUUAUACAAUGGUUUAUAUAUUUCUGUACUUUAUAUUGCACACAAAACAAAUGCAAUAAAAUAAAAUAGUGUUUAAAAUAGUGUCAUGUGCACCAGAGCAGUAUUUCUGUAUCAUUCUGUAUAAUAGAUUAAAUGUAUAGAUAUAGCUAUAGAUAUAGAUAUAGAUAUAGAUAUAGAUAUAGAUAUAGAUAUAGACAGACACUCAGACACGUCUGUACUGAGCCUUUUUUACUUUUUAUUUCAUUUCUGUUUCUCGUGUAUCAUUGCACAAGUUCAGCCGGGAUUAAAUGACUCAAACCACUUACUUCUCUUAGCCAAGUGAGGAAAACACUGCAUUGGUCCACAUGUACUGACUGUCACCAUAGAAGUCUGAUGUGGACCAACACUUUUGUACUGCACUAUUUGUACAGUCUUGUGUUUGGAAUAAAGCGUAUGUUUGCUAUAA